Sparassis crispa is the source of this 822-nucleotide messenger RNA. RefSeq lists its product as hypothetical. The record is from RefSeq and is a predicted model, not a curated record. Bases 1 to 822 code for a protein of 273 amino acids. The transcript has 2 exons. Lineage: Eukaryota; Fungi; Basidiomycota; Agaricomycetes; Polyporales; Sparassidaceae.
AUGUCCCAACCAACCCUGCCUAUGGAAACCGACAACGACGAGGUGACAACAAGCCGCCCCGCCACACAACAGCAAGGCCGACCAAGGUCGACAUCCUCGCGGCUCCAAUUUGGAACUGCGAUGAUGCCACAGGCCCUACAGCAACCACCACCGCCACCGAUCACGAUACGAUCGAUGGCGGCCCCAGCGAUCGCAACUACAUCGACAACCACAGCACCCACAGGUGCUGGGAAUGCAGCAGUGAUGCUGCCACCACCGCCGAUCCUGACAGUGAUGGAACGGUGGGUCUCUUUUGGGACCCACCAGUUCACGCUAUACCACACGGAGGCAUGCGCUGUGUGCUACAGCUACCUCCAACACAUCGUGAUGGCACGCAACACGGCCCCCUAUCAGGAAGCCCACACAGAUGUGCUCAAUGCUGAGCAGCACCUGUUCUGGGAGCACUUCCAGACCUACAUGGCCUCGGAAGGGGGAGGACGUGGUGAUGUUCCCAUGCAGCAACGCAACAUGGAGCUGCAAGUGCAACUCCAUGUGGCAGAAACAGAAGCAACCACACAGCGACGACAGGCAGAUCACGUCAAGUUCCCGACCUCGAUCGCCCCCGGACUAUCGCGGGCAACCGAGUGGGGCUCCACGGAGACAACCAUCUCCACUGGAAUACCUACCUCCCCCGAGGGAGCGAAGGUAUUCCCCCCCAUCAACGAACAGCAGCUCGCGCCGGUACUCACUGCCGUCAAAUGCGAGCGGAUCGCGACGUCGAUCCCCAGCGUGAUACUCGACUGGGGGAGCAUAGCGAUACGUGCCCUACGCCGCGGCGAGUAG